This is a messenger RNA of Microthlaspi erraticum, 1011 nucleotides long. NCBI's taxonomy places the organism in Eukaryota, Viridiplantae, Streptophyta, Magnoliopsida, Brassicales, Brassicaceae. The record is from the annotation of a GenBank genome assembly.
AUGCUUCUUCUGUUGCUGCUGCUACAAAGCAAGGACAACUACCUGGUAAAGCUAUUCAGAACCCCAAGGAACAGUGCAAGGUCAUCUUCACUCAAGAAGGACUUGUUGAAGAAGAGGAUCAAGAAAGGCUCGAUCGAGUCGAACUCUAGCUCGAUCGAGUCCGACCUCUUCUGUCCGAAGCCUGUUUUGCUUGAUCCUUACCAACCGGUUGCCGCUUCCUCGUCUCGCCUACUUAGUCAAGGUCACAAGGAAGUGAUUCACAAGUUCAGAAGAGAUCUCAGUGGGAUUGGAAUUGAGUUGCCUCCUAUGGAUAGCAUGAGUGAGGCAUUUGAUCAAAUGCAAAUGGUCAAGGAUGUCAAGGAUCAAGGGAAAUUCACUCUCCCUUGCACACUUGGGCAUCUUGAGCUUGACAAUGCCUUAGUGGAUUCUGGAGCAAGCAUCAAUCUGAUCUCUCUCUCCAUGGCAGAGAAGCUAGGCAUUGCUGGAGCCUUGCAGCGCCCUACUACUUCAAUCAUGUUUGGAGAUGCAACUUCUAAGUCUCCUCUUGGAGUGUUCAAGAACUAUCACUUGAAAAUUGGAGAAUGCAUCAUCCAAACUGAUCUCACUGUGAUGGAAAUGGAAGAAGAGAAGGAUCUACCUCUGUUAUUGGGAACCCCAUUCCUUAGUACAGUUGGCGCUUCAAUAGACUUUCACAAGCAAGAAGUGAUCCUUCACAAGGUUGUGAAGGAAAGGGUUGACAAAGAACCAAGAGUUGGGAAGGAUAAGAAAGAUCCACCAGCUCAGGCCCCUUCAGUCAAGCCAUCUCAGCUCACAAUGACCUUGUUCCCCACCAAGUUUGAAAAUGGGAAGAUUGAGUACAAGAUAAGGUACAAGGGGAGAUCAAGGCCAUUCUCUAGAGCCAAGGCCUUGGUGACUUCAGAACAGUCCAGGGACCCAACCAAGCUAAAGGAGCUUCUGUCUCAAGUCCUCACUAUCACCCUUGAUGGUGGGACUAGCUCAACCAAUGCCUAA